AUGGCUUCCCCAUUGUUAUCCCUCUUCUUCCUCGCCACAAUUAUCCGCCUCCCUUCACCGUCCACGGCCUACUCCAACAGCUACACCAAACUAGCCCUCAAUCCCAUUGACGCAUGCUGGAGGACCAACCCCAACUGGGCGGCCAACCGCCGCGCCCUGGCAGACUGCGCCGUCGGGUUUGGCAGUGACGCAUUGGGAGGCAAAUUCGGGUCAAUCUACGUGGUCAUAGACCCGUCGGACGACCCGGAAUACCCGAAGCCCGGAACGCUGCGUUUUGGGGUGAUCCAAGAGGAGCCAUUAUGGAUUGUAUUCGCAAGAGAUAUGGUGAUUACUCUGGAAAGAGAGCUGAUGGUGAACAGCUUCAAGACCAUUGACGGGCGAGGGGCUAAAGUGGAAAUUGGCAAUGGGCCAUGCAUUACCAUCCAAAACGUGAGCCAUGUCAUAAUCCACGGCAUCACCAUCCGUGACUGUAAGCCGGCCAAGCCUGGGCGCGUGAGAAGCUCACUCACCCAUUGUGGAGACCGCCAACAGUCCGAUGGUGACGCCAUUUCUGUAUUCAGUUCUUCCCAUAUUUGGAUCGACCAUUGCUCCUUGGCUAGCUGCACUGACGGCCUCAUUGACGUCAUCCACGCUUCCACUGCCGUCACCAUCUCUAAUAAUUACUUCUCUCAACAUGAUAAAGUGAUCCUUCUCGGACACAACGAUGAAUUUACCGCUGAUCGAAUUAUGAGAGUGACCGUAGCCUUCAAUCGUUUCGGCGAUGGGCUUGUUCAAAGAAUGCCAAGGGUGAGAUUUGGGUAUGCCCAUGUUGCCAAUAAUUGGUACCAUAAGUGGGAAAUGUACGCUGUGGGUGGCAGUGCAGAUCCAAAAAUCUUCAGCCAAGGAAACUACUUUGAUGCUCCUGAUGAUUCAUCCUCAAAGCAGGUUACAAAGAGAGAGGUUUAUGUGAAUGGAUGGAAGAAGUGGAAAUGGAGGUCUUCAAAUGAUGUGUUUGUGAAUGGGGCUUAUUUCAUCCCAUCUGGGUGGGGGUCUUGUACGCCUAUCUACACUCGAGAUCAAGCUUUUCCUGUGGCUCAUGGCUCUUUGGCUCCUCUUUUGACUGAUACCGCUGGCGCUUUGUGUUGUGUUGUUGGUAAAGCUUGUUGA
Molecule: messenger RNA, 1146 nt
Organism: Cucurbita pepo subsp. pepo (vegetable marrow)
Lineage: Eukaryota; Viridiplantae; Streptophyta; Magnoliopsida; Cucurbitales; Cucurbitaceae
Product: putative pectate lyase 2
Molecular function (GO): pectate lyase activity
Source: RefSeq, a predicted model, not a curated record